GGCCAAGUGUGGUGCCCGUAUGUGAGUGCUGUACUGUACGAGUACCGCACUCGAGUCCUAGCACAUAACACGAGUAUUAUGGCGCCGGUACUCGAUCACAGCUGGGCCAGUGCUUGUUGUGCACCGUCCCGGGCAGGGCACACAUCUGGGGUCGUGGUUUUCCGGUGGGUUCCCCAAAGAAAGCAUGUGGAGACGGGGCAUCGCGAACGGAAGUUGCCAAAGCAAGACCAAGCAAACGGAGAACCCGAUUCGAAGGGUUCUUUCCAGAACAUGCAAAUACCAUCACAAAAAACCGUCAAUGGUAGGACAGGUGUGUCUCUCUCUGGUCCUUUUUGAGAUCUCUAUUUACCUUCUUCCUCAAAGCUCUUACCGUAUUUCCUUCCUUCCUACCCGUGGUUUGAGAUUUCCUACUCGGUGCGGAUUGCAUGAGCUGAGCGAGCGAGUGGGUGUGUCGUUGCUAUCGCACUCGUACAUUACCGGUACGGUAUCAUAUUAUUAUCAUACCGGUAGUCAAUUGCUUGCAUGUCAGCUAAGCUACAGUAUCAUACCCGUAACUUACCACGGUACAGUACUCGUACAGUGCUCGUGGACGGGUUGUUGUCAGUUGCUUUCCUUUCCUUUUCCCUCUUUAUUUGGAGUUUGGACACGCGAGCAGCGAGCCCGAGUUUCCUAUCAUACUUGCCUCACCGAGCAACCAAGCCCCUCCCAUCCUCCACUAGUUUACCUCUUCCUCCUCCUACCUUUCCCCAUUCCUCUCACACCCUGCCGCCUAAGCCAUGUGGCUAUUACCCCGCACUCACUUCCCUUCAUCGUCAUCGUCAUCAUCAUCAGGGUCCUUAUGCCGUGCCCUGGCCAUCUUUUCCUUCCUUUUGUUUGCUGUUUCCCUGUUCGCUUCCCCAACAGCCGCUUCGCGAGGUGACCGUCUCCCGGAAUUCAAGGAUUGUGUGCAGGGCUGCAAGGAGAGGAAUUGUCUUUCCGAGAAGACUCCACUUCCUCUACACCUCCGCCUCCUCCUUUGGAAUUGUCCCUCCGAAUGCGAUUAUGCAUGUCAACGCUCCGUCACAGCUUCACGAGCUGCAAAUGGCCAGUCAACCGAGCAAUUUCAUGGAAAGUGGCCAUUCAAACGACUUUGGGGCAUCCAGGAGCCCUUUAGUGUGCUCUUCUCCAUCCUGAACGGCUAUGUCCACUAUGCUGGCCUGAAAAGCCUCAAGCGCGAAUUACCUCGCUCAUACCCGCUCUACCCAUACUACAGGCUCUUCAGCAUCUUUGGCAUGUUCUGCUGGUUUUGGUCCACCGUCUUCCACAUGCGUGAUUUCGUCUUUACGGAGAGAAUGGACUACUUUGCUGCUGGCGCUAAUGUCCUCUACGGCCUAUAUCUAGCUCCAAUCAGGAUAUUCAGGCUCUACAGGUCAACCUAUGCACGCGCUCUGCGGAUCUGGGGGAUUGUGUGCAUCGCUUCUUACACUGCUCACGCCUACUUCCUCCUGGGCAUCCGGUGGGACUACACCUACAACAUGGCUGCCAACGUCGUUGUGGGAUCAAUCACGAAUACCCUAUGGACCUACUGGUCUAUUCGGCACUACACGAGGCUAAAGAGCUUUUGGGCCGCUUGGCCUGGUUUGAUUGUUAUGUGGUUGAUUAUGGCUAUGAGCCUGGAACUGCUCGAUUUUCCGCCCCUCGCUGGCGCUCUAGACGCCCACAGCCUCUGGCAUGCCGCCACGAUCCUGCCUGGUAUGUGGUGGUACAAGUACGUAGCAACACUCACUCUACCUCCUUCUUUCUCUUACUCUUUUCCCUCUUUCAUCCCUUGA
Messenger RNA from Tuber melanosporum (Perigord truffle), 1811 nucleotides. RefSeq lists its product as uncharacterized. Gene Ontology annotation, biological process: GPI anchor biosynthetic process. The transcript has 2 exons. The record is from RefSeq and is a predicted model, not a curated record. Bases 777 to 1811 code for a protein of 344 amino acids. Gene Ontology annotation, molecular function: hydrolase activity, acting on ester bonds. Gene Ontology annotation, cellular component: endoplasmic reticulum membrane. NCBI's taxonomy places the organism in Eukaryota, Fungi, Ascomycota, Pezizomycetes, Pezizales, Tuberaceae.